AUGGCCAAGUCUAACACUUUGAGGAGAGAAAACCAGCCUUAUUUAAUUAAAAUACAUCCUUCCGUUAUUUGGAUUAAGACAGCUGUCUUAGUCAGCAUUCUACUAAUAAACAUACACAGAGCGAACAUGACAUUGGACGAAAUAGAGACCACUCUGCAGUUUGAAAUAGCAGCAGAUUCUUCACCGGUGAAGAUAAACCCAGAGGGGCCUCUAAACUUUCUGCGGGGAUACAUCUACCAGAAGAUGGAGUGCAUGUACAACAAAAGAUUCUUUGCUCCGCAGAUUAAUACAGAGUACAAUUUAGAGCACUGUAGACAUAAGGGAGAUCUAGAAUAUACAUACACUCGAAAUAGAAGGAUGGACAUGGCGUACAAAGCACUAUCCGAUAGUGAAAUGGAUGUGUACAAUGAGCAGUACCACAAUUACCUUAUUGAGCUGUUUCCAUCGCCAACGGGUGACAUAUCAAUAGAGACGCGAGUAAGCCGGUCCUUCAUUCGGGCUCUUCGGGCUGAGAAAACAGAGAAGCAUGCGCUGCAAAUUCUGGCCAUGCUGCUUCUUUUCUCAGAGGGGGUAGAUAUUCCCAUUGAAUUCACUCAGUCUGCACUAAAGGUAUAUGAGGCGGACAAAGAAAAGGGAAUAUACUUUGAAGUGCCCACUGUGAUCGAGCGGCUAUGUGCUAAAACUGGUGAAGUCGAAAAACUCAAACAGGAGAAGUUUAUUACAAUAAUCAGCUUCUUCCAGAAGAAUGCAAGCAAACAUGAAGUGCUUAGUAUAAUGGAGGACAAGUGUACGAAAGAGGAGAUUAUGUCUGGAAAGUUCUUAGACAGUCCAAAGUUCCUGAUACAGUCAUACAUAUUCGGGUUCAUAGAGACAGCACAGCAUGCAAUUGAGUUUAUACAGGCAGUGCACACUAUGACAGAGAAGUAUGCACCAAAGACAGAAGCACCAAGUAAAGGUGACUCUGUAUACGACAGGCUUUUUAAACCUGCCAGUACAGAAACAGGCACAGACUGCAUGUCAUUAAUGAAGAAAGCUCAAGAGAUUUUAAAUACAAAACCGGUCUUCCCAUUUGCAGACAGCACGCAGCUUCCUAGAUACACAUCUGUUCCUAGGUACAGCCGAAAAACAAACACCUUUUCUACUAACCAUUCGAAAGACUACAGCAACUGUGUGGAGUGUAUGAUUCUUUCUCUUUUCUGCUGCUUGGCAUAUGACCCAGCAGA
Molecule: messenger RNA, 1223 nt
Organism: Nematocida ausubeli
Lineage: Eukaryota; Fungi; Microsporidia
Exons: 1
Source: RefSeq, a predicted model, not a curated record